GUCGGACUUGUGUUUCCGGUAAAUGCUCUCAGGCUACAAAGUAAAAAGUUAACGCGGAAGUUGAUUUUUGUAACUUUGGAGUGACAGAAACUUUUACAAACCUGUUGCUCGACACGAACAAAACCUGAGCGCUCCAUCAUGGCCACCCAUGAAGUUUAUUCCUCCACGACGGCGCCCAACCCAAACUCAUCUUGCUUCCUGGUACCCUCACCUCAUCUGGACAAAAAACGCUUCAUCCUCAAAAUCAUGGAAGUGCUGCUGUCCUUGGUGGCCUUCAUCCUGGAGGAGUUGGUGUACAGUUGCAUACACUGCAUGGCCCUGGAGUUCUUUGAGUUUGUCAGCUGCACGGCCUUCCUCUUCACCUUACUGCUCCUAAUCCUCCUUUCCACCACGCUGCACAAGAGGCUAGGAAUCUCCUGGUGGCCCCGCCUGGACUUUCUGUACACGGGCGCCGUGGCCUUCUUUUUCCUCCUGGCCUCAAUCGUGUUUGCUGCCAUCAACAGUAACACAUCCCUGGAGAAAAGCGCUGUGGUGUUUGGCUUCCUAGCAACGGCAGCGUUUGUGUGUGACUUGGUCUUGUUUUGGAAGACUUAUGGGCUUCCCUUCACCAAAGGUGAGAAGGCGGAGCCCAGUCAUAGCAGCGUGUCAGCGGUGGAAGCUCCUGCGGAGACGGAGAAGCUGAACACAGACGCCAAAGCAACAGAAUAAUGCUUGGUUUUGUUGUGUGUGCGUUUGAGGGUCAGACAUGUUGCAUGAUAGUUUGUUAGGCGGCACUGUAUCACCCUCAGCUUUUUCAACUCAAUGUACUACUGAGGUCUUCUGGCCAGCUGAGGGCACUACUCAGGAAACCAGAUGAACGGAUGAACAGAGAUCCACUAAAUAUGCAGCUUUCAAGUUUAUUGUUGGAAGAGUUUCAAAAGUAAACUUGACGUUGUGUCUUUUCAUGCUUUCUGUCAGCUUUCUGUCACUGUUGUGUAAGCAAACAAUCACAUAUACAAUGUCCUCACUGACUCCAAAUUAAAGCAAAACAAAUACAGAUCAGUCGUACAGUAGUAGUAAUAAAGAGUGUUGUUAUUCAUGAUGGAAUUGUACAAAUUGGAAAUUAGCAGUAUUUAAGACAGUGUUUCCUCAAAUGUUUAAAUGUCUUUAAAGGAUAAUUUCAAAUUUCAUAAAAAUAACCUUAGUAUUUGUUUCAGAAAUAUUUAAAACUCUUUUCAAAGCCUAACAACUUGAAGCGGUGUUUCUUAUGUCACUUUUUGUGUCAAAAUGCUGAGAUGUGUUUGUUUUCUUAGUUUUUAGUUAGUUUUUUAGUACGAAGUUAUGAUACAAAUGUGGUGGUUUUGUGCAAGAUAAGAAUAUCGUGUCCCGUCAUCAUGAACUUAACUUUCCCUGCUACACUGAUUUUAAAGCUUGUCACUAUUCAAAAGUUACAUUAAUAUUUUUGCAAUGAUGUGGCUGAUUUUUUUAUAUUUCCAAACAAUGUCAAUUUGAGGGGUAACAUUUAUUCAGAAUGUUCUACAUGAAAUGCUAAAUACAUUUUUGUGCAAGUGUAAUUAACGUAAUUGAAUUCAGAAAUGAAAAGUAUUCAUUUAAUAUCUCAGGUGUUAAUCUCUUAUUAAUGACAACAAAUAUGUUUUUUCAAUUUAAACGUAUGCCAUGAAAUUAUAUGGACUGCAAGUAUGAAACAAAAUAAUGUACUGUUUUACUGGGUCACGUUAUAAUGUAAUAUGAUGGACACAUUGUAUCAAGGUAGAGUGACUUUUUGAGCUGCAUAUGUAUAUUGUUCAUCUGUGUGGUCGAUUGUCAAAUAUUAAAAUGUUUUUAAUUUCCUGUA
Molecule: messenger RNA, 1834 nt
Organism: Dunckerocampus dactyliophorus (ringed pipefish)
Lineage: Eukaryota; Metazoa; Chordata; Actinopteri; Syngnathiformes; Syngnathidae
Gene: cmtm6
Product: CKLF-like MARVEL transmembrane domain containing 6
Exons: 5
Coding region: 139-708 (189 amino acids)
Cellular component (GO): membrane
Source: RefSeq, a predicted model, not a curated record